Paraglomus brasilianum is the source of this 2565-nucleotide messenger RNA. Lineage: Eukaryota; Fungi; Glomeromycota; Glomeromycetes; Paraglomerales; Paraglomeraceae. The record is from the annotation of a GenBank genome assembly.
AUGGCGCAAUCAUCUAGAAAUGGGAAUAUUUCGAACGCAUUUAAUAAAAUAAGCCGAGAGGUUGAUAACAUUAGAGUAUAUAUCCAAACGCCUCAUAUAUCAUCUUUACGUCCGAACGAUGUUUUAAUAAAACUUCGAUUGAUUGUGGAAGCAUCAGAAGCAUUACAAACAAUAGCACGAACUUCAAGUCCCCAGGAUAAUCAAUUAAUUAAUAGAUUAAACAAUCGCGCGGUUCUUGCUGAAGGACGAGUAGUUAAUUUAGAAACCCAGUUGAAUACAAUCCAAACUAACUAUGGUGUUCUUUAUCAGAAUUACCGGUCCUGCAAAUUACUUUACCAUUUCCAGAAUGCAACCUGUAUAGAAAGGGAAAAACGUAUAUCUGAAUUGCUUCAAGAAAAAUUCGCAUUUCGGUUUAUACUUCGAAGAUAUCGGAAUUUACAACUACAACUGGAUAUGUGUAAAAAUGAUUUACUUCUUAGCGAUCUUCAGCUUGAUACAAAGUGGGGAAAAUGGAAACGGGAACCUGAAGAAGAUGUUGAACAAUUUAUUGAUCUUUUUGCAGGAUAUUUAGCCGGUCUUGGUAUUAAUCCUGCAGAUAUGGCAGGUGGUCCUCCAUCUGGAAGUCAAAGAGCCUUGGGCCUUUUCAGAGCAUGUAUGAAAGGACCGGCGGCCGUUUGGUUUGAUGAGCAACUUACUGGAAAACGUUGGCGAUUGAACAAUUUAUUUAAUAAUCAUGGUCAAGCGGAUUGGGCAGGUGUUGUAGGCCGGACUAUGCAAGAGUUAGUUGCUUCUAAUAGCUUUAGAAAUCCAAGCAGAGCAUAUACUUAUGCUACCACCCCAGCUAAUAAUGCAACUACAUUAGCAAAUAGUGGGUUACUUCCAGCUUAUGGUCUGGUUCAAAACUGGAGAGAUAUUGAUGCAGUUGACUGGUUUAGAAAUAAUUAUCCUACGAUAUUGCAGGAACAGCGUGAAGUACGAUUUGGAAAUCUUGCUCAAGAAAAUGAUCCAGUUGAUGUCUUUUACAAAAAAGUACAAAAGUUUGGUCGGCUACUUAAUUUCGGCAAUGAUGUUGUUGAAAAUCAAUUCUUUAGAGGUUUAUCUCCAGAAAACAUGCUCGAGGCAGAUAGAAUUGGAUCUAAUAAGCCAUUAAAUGAAAUGGUUGAUUCCUUAAGGAGAGUUGAAAAAAGGAAAGCUGAAAUGCGCUUGGGUUUGUCCAAUAGAGAUACUAAAAAAGCUAUAAUUCGGGAGAAGCAUAGCUCUGAAUCUCCAACACGUACCAUAACUCCUGUACAAAUGCCUUCUAUAUCACAGCAGGAGCCUGUGAUAAUGAAGCCUGCAACUUUGGGAAUUUCACAAGAGCAGUUGGAUCAAAUGUUUAAGGCUCAUACUGAAAAAAUUAUGCAUAAUUUCCAGAAUCAACUUCGGACAUUUCAAAAAGAGAUUGUACAUCCAGUACCUAUACAACAGCCAACACCUUUAGAAAGCAGGGAAUCUCGUCGUGGAAGAAUAGAAGAGGUUCUACAACAAAUGAGAGAAGAUCGUAAAAAGAAUUAUUUAAGCAAUAUUGAUUUUCAAGAAGUUGGAAGAGAACUCCGUCAAGCAGAUCUUAAGCCGAUAGAUUUGGCAGUUGCACAAAGAUUUGCUGAACGUAGAGAACAAACUAAAAAUAAGCAACUUGAUAAUUAUAUUGAUAACGUUCUUUCUGGUGAUCUUGGUAAGCUCAAUAUUAAUGGUGAAGAAUCUAUAAAUACUUCCAAUUUAUUACAUAAGUCAGGGACUCAAGACAUUGUCUCUUUUGAUGAUAUCUUAGAUUUGGAUGAUGAUAAUUCAAAAUCUGCUACUAAAGAUACCAAAACCAAGAGUGCAGUAAAAAAGGUUUCCACGAAGAAGCCAGCUAUACAGAAAAAUGCUUCUUUGCCAGAGAUUAUAAAUUUGGAAAAAAUUAUUCGUAGCAUUGUUCAGAAGGAAUUGGCUCAGUUAGGAUUUUUAAAUGUAUUGCCAGCAAAAGAGAAAGUCAGCAGAGCUAGCAUGACCAAGAAAAAAAAUGUGGGACUCAAAGCUCCACUUUUGCCACUACCAGAGACUAGCAACGGCAAUGUACAGCCAGAUGAUGAUUUAGAUCUUAUGGAUAUUGAUCUCAUAAGAAUUGAAAAUACCAAAGACCUUGUGGCAGUAGAAGGAAUUGUGAAUGGUUCGAAAAUUCAAGCUCUUCUAGAUACUUGUGCUAAUGUUUCCUUUAUGCCAAAGCAAGUUCAGGAAGAAUUGGAUUUAAAAAUUGAUACUAGCAAGAUAUGUAAACUUACUGGUGCAUCAGGAGAAAAAAGAACACUAGGAAUGGUAAGAAAUUGUUUGGUAACUUUGGCUCCAGGAUGUGUUAUAGAGGAGGAUUUUGCUAUAGUUGAUAAUUAUCCUUAUCGAGAGAUCGCAUUAAGCAGGAAUUGUCUUAGGCGCUAUAAUUAUGAUAUACAUGAAUCUAGAGAUCAUGUAGCAAUUACCUGCAAUGAAAAAAAUUACUUCAUUCCCAUUGUGCCAGAUAAAAAUAGAUCAAAAAUUGAAGAAUGCUAG